UACUUCAUGUUCUUUCUUUUGUGAGAACCCUCGGGGUCCUGUCGGUAGUCUUUGAUCUUUCCGUUCGUAGUGCUUUGAAGGCGAAGUCUUGUUUACAUUUGGGAAAAAAGGAGCGCUGUACCAUGUCUGUAUAAAACGACCCGAUUGCGGGAUCGAGACGUCAGUUUUUAGAGAAACUUUCUGUCGACACUUUUGAUAAGACUCAGUUAGGUCAACGAGUUCCCGUUUUAUAUUCUUUUCCCCUCCCUUUUCUUAAGCGAACUGUUUUAUGAUUUCAACAGCUUUCUCGCUGAAGAAUAACUGAUUUUUUAAUUUCGUUUUUUCAGCAUUUGCUAACGCCUGUGAUAAGAUUUUCUAGCCAAAAAUUCACACUCAAAUUUCGAUUUCCUUUUGCCCCUACCAAAGGUAUUCUUCAACUGUUUCUUGCUUUUAUUACAUUUCUGUCACAUUUAACUGAAACAGAGAGAUGUCUUUGUUUUUGGUAAUGUCUCUCCUUUGUAGCAUUUGCAUGCUUUCCAAUAGUAGACAAAUACGCGAUACCGAUUCCAUAUAUUUGUAUUAUCGUACGGAUCUCUGGGCGGAGGAGGCUUUCUGGUUCAUCAGCAAUCUGACAUGUAGCAAUACCUUGCUGACCACUGAAGAAGACUGCGAGAAACUGCUCUCCAUCCCGAAAUCAGAGAUGAACUUCUAUGUUGCUGAACCCACACCGGAAGGAAAACUGUUCGCUGUAUUACCGGACGGUCUUUUGACGAAUCGCUUGGAACCUCGUGAUGCUGUUCUGGUGGUGGAUCCCUACCCGAAAGCCAAUCUAGGCCACCUCCUUGUAGUAUUCUUUGUCGAUUAUGGAUGGUCUGAAUCGCAAUGCAAAGAAAACAACGGAAAAUAUUUGGAUGACAGUUCCUGCAUUUCUUUGGCUGUUCGCAGACAUUGUCUACCACGAACCAUGAAAUCCAUCUGGGGAAUGAAGCUGCCAAAUAUAUACCGUUAUAAGGAAUGUGAAAUCAACUUCUUUCCUCUCGUUCAUCUGCCAGGAGAAUCUCCAUCCCGAAAAGCGCAAAGGCUGGAAUGCCGAGAUAAUUUCCAAGGUUUUGCCCCUUGUCCUACUCUUCGACCAAAACAUCUUUCAGAGAAAUUGUCCUGUGAUCCCAUUGAGAGUAAUACAUAUGCUUGCAGUAAUACUGGUGAGGGAGCGAAAACUCGUUGUCGUAUGCUGGAGAGCUGUGAUCAAGCUGUUUUAAUAGCUGGUGGUUGGGACAGAUUGUCGGAUAAACCCAUUUACUUGCAGAAUGUUCUCACAUUCUAUCAGAUGCUCAGAAAUAACGGUUUCUUGCCAAGGAAUAUCAAGACGUUUUACUCUACAGGAAAUAAAGAAAUUGAUGAGAAUGAAGAGAUUUGGCAAGAAACGUAUCCAGUUACUUUGAAACUGGCACUUCGAUAUCAUAUAGAAACGAUUUGCCAGACAAUGCAUUGUGCCGAUUCAUUGGUCCUCUACCUGAGUAGUCCAACCCAAAAAGAUGGAUCAAUACUGCUAUGGGAUGCAAAUGGCAAUGGACAGGCCGAAAGAAACGAAGUAUAUACAAUGAAGGAGAUGCUUUAUGACAUCAAGGGAUGUGCCGCACAACGGGUGUACAUAAUUGCUGAUCAGAGUUACUCUGGGAUGCUCGUUCAUGCCUUGGAACAUUCUCAGGAGAGUUACGACAACGUCAUCGCUUUCGCCAGUGGAGAAGAACAUGAGUAUUCUCGGGAGGGAGAAUAUACGAAAUAUUGGGCGAACUACUUGCAAAAAUCAAAUUGCAUGAGGAAUACUUAUGAGAUUUUGCAGACAAGCAUGACUUCAUCUACUCCUACUUCAUUCCAAGGUUCUAAUGGUUCCAUGAACACAACUCUUUACGGAGCGCCGUGCAAUUUUCAGUUUACUGAGCGGGAACUCCAAAGAGAAUAUUUCGGGUGUCAAAACCUUCCAGCAUCUGUGUGGCUUAGAAGAACCAGAUAUAUAUCAAGUGAGGAAGAGGAAUAAGAAUUAUUUUGUGUGAAAAAGCCUUAUGUAAAUAAGUAUAUAGACAUGUGUAUAUAGACGUAUGUAGAUACGUUGAGUUUUAUUCUGAAGAUUUGUGUAUAAAAGAUAAACAAGAAACCUGAAAGAAAUUUGUUCUCUGAGGUAUAGAACUGAAUUCUUAUGGAAUUAGCUAAAAGUUUGUAAUAUAUAUAAAACUUCUCUAUGAAUGCGUGAAAAGUAUUCUUGCUUAUGACCUUGAAUUUUGAUUUUAUUUACCUUUAUUUAUCUUCACCUCGAAAUUGGCUGCAUAUAUUAAACGUACACAGGAUUGGGCGUUAUAAGUAAUACAUUUUUUAAUUUAGAGAGAGAAAUUAUUGUGUUUCGGAAGCUGUAGACGCUGGAGGAUAACAGAAGAUUUUCAGGUAAUUGUAUAAAACGAACUUUCAACAAAUCUAAAGCAUAAUUGAUUUCUGCUCCCAGCGAAUGGCAUGGACUUUUACCAACCACGUAACAAGACCAUCCUAUUGACUACUUUCCGUUGCCCAUUAACAACAUGUGAAUAAUUCGUAAUAGAUUUUUUAAAAUGAACAUUUAGAGAAAGAUUAGGUUAAAUAUUCAAGAAUGUAAAUUUUAUGAUAGAAGUUUUGGGGGUUUUUAUAUGAUUAGUAUUAAGCACCAGUUUGUAAAUAUACUCGUUUAAUAAAUUAAAAUAUAUACAUAGCGUUAGAUUGACAUUAAUCUGAGUGGUGAACAGUGUGUGUACACAAACUUGUAAAAACAGAUGGGAAGAAUUCUUUUUUGCAGUCCCGCAGAGGCGAAAUUCUUAGCACCCAUGCGCUAGAAGGAAAAAUCAGUCCCGCGGAGUCGAGAUUCUUAGCGCGCUAUGUGCUAGAAGGAGAAAAUCAGAACGUGACGUCAGGGUCGAUUUUGCAGAAAUGUGGGGGAAAGGUAAAACGCCAUACCAUCUCCCUUCUUGGAACAAAUUACAUUAAAAAAUCUGUAAAAGAGAGAAAAACAAAUUGAACAAAUCAUUUUUGAAAGUGAACAUCAAGUCCGGGUCAUCAGUUUGGGGUUGUUACAUGAUUAUUAAACACCAGUUUGUAAAGAAUAAAUUCUUUUAAUAAAUCAGAAUAUAUACAUAGCGUUAGAAUUGCAUUCAUCCGAGCGGUGAGCACAGUGUGUACACGAACUUGCAAAAACAGAAGAGAAUAGUUCUUUUUUGCAGAACCACAGAGUCAAGAUUCUUAGUGCGCAUGAGCUAGAAGGAGAAAAUAGGAAGUGACAACGUUGAUGUUGAAGAAAUUUUGGAGAAACUGUAAAACCCCAACAACCAUUACGGAAUCAUGGUCAGAAAAAAAAAAAAAACGCAAAGCUAUAAAAUUUUACUUUUCUAAUCCUGAAAACCUAAAAUCUCAAAUGGAGGUACAAUCUGUUGUUAUGCAAUGCAUUUUGGUAGAUUUUUUUAAAUUAUUUUAAAUGUAUGCAUAAUAUCAUUUUAGAGUUUUUAUACCUGACAUUUUUUAACAUAAAAACAUAUUCAAGCUUGGUAAAUGUAAUUACGUUUAGAAACUUAUUUUGUAUAAAGCAGAUUUUAUUAUUCCUAAAAAAAUAUUAUUUCAAUAUUUUUUUAGAUAGUUUUAUUUAAGCCUUAAAUUUAUUUAUUACAGAGUCUGUUUCAUUGGUACAAUUUUUAUAAUCUUAUGUGUCACUUAACAUAGCUAGAAAUUGUUUGCUGUGAUAUUAUUUCGAUUCUCAUAUUUAUAUAUUUUUAAAACAGUAUGCAAAUGACUGAGUAUCUUAAUUGUAUGGAAACUGGAUAUUUUUUUAAUUAAAGAGAAUAAAUAUUUUUUCCAGAAUCAUG
Stegodyphus dumicola is the source of this 3857-nucleotide messenger RNA. RefSeq lists its product as uncharacterized. Lineage: Eukaryota; Metazoa; Arthropoda; Arachnida; Araneae; Eresidae. The record is from RefSeq and is a predicted model, not a curated record.